UUUUUUUUUUUUUUUUUUUUUUUUUUUUUUUCUUCUUUUUUUCCUCUCCCCCCUUGGAUUCUCAGAACUUUGCGCUACCUACUACUUUACUGUUGAAGUUAUCCGUCAAUCAAAGGACAUUUUACACGAUUUUGCAUAUCUACCUAUUUUGAUUGCAUUCCCAUUGAGAUGCUACCGUCGGCAUUAUUGGCGGCAUGUUUGGCCACGACGGCGUGGGCGCAGUUUACCCGAGUCGAUUACACCGGGAGGAAACACUCUUCUGUGGCGGUCGUUGGUGAGUAUCUAUUUGUUCACGGAGGGGAGCCACAAGGCAUAAACGACACAUCAACAUUCGAGACGACGAUACUACACCUCAAGGACUCAUGGCCGGCCAGCAGCCCGACCCAAGCGCCGAUAAACUGGCAAGAAACCAACGGGACCCGGACCACUGUGCGGCGGAUGCUCGGGUACCGCGUCUGGGGCUACAGGCUGUGGACGGUGACGGGGUCCAACUCGCUCCUCAGCUGGGGCGGCUUCCGAACCUCGUCGCAGACCUCGGGCGCCUUUGACGCCGGCGCCACGCUCAACCGCAACAUCUGGUCCCUCGAAUCCGACGUCAGCGGCAUCGCCAGGUGGGAGCAGCAGUCCCGCCACACGGGCGACGAGUUCACGGCCGACAAGAAGGCCGGCCAGUGGGGCCCCGGCUGGGGCUACAGCGUCUCGUGCGCAGGGUACGGCCUGUACCUGGGCGGGCUGACGAGCCCCGGCAGCGGGUUGAGCGGCGACGACGCCGGCAACAGCAGUCCGCUCGGGUCGGGGAGGGACGCGGGGCAGUUCACCCCAGGGCUGGUGACGUACGACAUGUCGUCCAAGGCCUUCAAGCGCGAGGACGUCCCGGCGUCGGUCGUCUCCGGGGCGAUGGCGGGCGGUCAGGCGGUGUGCAUCCCGCACCUUGGAAAGAAGGGGCUGGUUGUGUUUAUGGGUGGGUACAGCGCGCCCAACUUCACCGAGCUGAAGAGCUUGAAGAGCGGUGGCGGGUCGACGGCGGUUUCGUUUGAUCAUCUCAUAUUUUACGAUCCGGUCGAUAGGAAGUGGACGACGCAGAAGGCUACGGGAGACAUCCCCGAGGCGAGGUCGAGUUUCUGUGCUGUUGGGGUCAAAGGGAAGGGGGAUAGUUUCGAGGUCUUCGUUAGCGGCGGCGACCUCUCCCCAGACCAGGGCAAGGACACUCCGACGAUCUACAUGCUCUCGAUCCCGGCUAUGAACUGGUGGCGCAUCUCGCAGCAGGGCACGCCCAUCUCGGGACACGCGUGCGAGGUCAUUGGCAAGCGGCACAUGGUCCAGGUCGGCGGCAGCCCACCGCCCAAGACGAACGGACAGACCACGACCUCCACGGGCAGCGGCGUCACCCUGUUCGACAUGACCAAGCUCCAGUCGGUGAGCCAAUUCGACCCGGCCGCAGCCGACUACGAGACGCCGGGCCUCGCGCAGACGUGGUACGCCGACGCGAAUAACCUCAAUGGGGUCGAGUGGACUGAUGCUGCGACGCAGGCGUUGUUGACUGGGAAAUCAAGCGGCGGUAUCCAGGACGGUCAGGGCCAAGGUCAAGGCCAAAACGACUCGGGAUCUGGCGGCGGCGGCGGCGUAUCAACAGGCGUCAUCGCCGGCGCGGUCAUCGGGGCGAUUGUAGUCAUCGCCAUCAUUGCAGCUGUCAUAUUUUGCAUUCUCCGGCGGCGCCGACAGAAUCGAGCCGAGCAAGAUGGGCUCCUCAACGGUAACGAAUCUGGACCAACCCAGGCGUACUCUGACAAUGCUGGCGUCGGGGUGGGGCUGAAGAAGGCCGAGCUGGAUGCAACUGGUCCCGUCAAGGUGGAGAUGGACGCGUCGUCGUCGGCCGUCGCGAGCCCAGAGAUGGAUGGAGCCACCCUCGCGCGGUCGGAACUCGACAGCCGCAUGACCACGCCCGUCGUCAGUAGCGUAGCACCGUCGGAGCUGUCAUCAUGGCCGAGACACCAAGUGGCGGAGCUUUAUGGGAGCCCGAUUCCGGAGAUGGACGCGGCGCCCAGGACGGUGAGGGGAGAGCAGCGGGGGGAUGAGCAAAAGGCGAUAGUGAAUAGGUAGCUGAGGCUAUUCUGGGCGGAGAAAAUAUUCCGUACCAGACUAAUUGUGUUGCAUAUUAGACGGAGUUCAAUCUCAUGUCGGUGAGAUAGCAAGCGAGCAUUUUGUAUUUUCUAUCUAUCUGGCUUCAUCAGUCGUGUCUACUUUGUCCAUUUUAUUACCGUCUUCAAAAAAGAAAAACGACUUAUAUCUUAACGCUAGGCAAAAAAAAAAGAAAAAGAAAUCACCAC
This is a messenger RNA of Pyricularia grisea, 2327 nucleotides long. RefSeq lists its product as uncharacterized. The coding region runs from base 169 to 2100 and encodes 643 amino acids. The record is from RefSeq and is a predicted model, not a curated record. The transcript is spliced from 4 exons. Lineage: Eukaryota; Fungi; Ascomycota; Sordariomycetes; Magnaporthales; Pyriculariaceae. Gene Ontology annotation, molecular function: protein binding.